Molecule: messenger RNA, 5920 nt
Organism: Osmia lignaria (orchard mason bee)
Lineage: Eukaryota; Metazoa; Arthropoda; Insecta; Hymenoptera; Megachilidae
Gene: SCAR
Product: wiskott-Aldrich syndrome protein family member 3 SCAR
Biological process (GO): positive regulation of Arp2/3 complex-mediated actin nucleation; actin cytoskeleton organization
Cellular component (GO): SCAR complex; cytoskeleton
Molecular function (GO): protein kinase A regulatory subunit binding; actin binding; Arp2/3 complex binding
Source: RefSeq, a predicted model, not a curated record
AACGUAGCUUGAGGUAUUGCUAGAGUGGACUAGCGUGAGAGAGCAGGCAACGCCAUUUUCUCAAUUCGCGGGUGAAGUCAGUGUGCGAGUGCGUGCAUCAUUUCGCGACGGAUUUUCGGGUUUUGUGCUGUACGACAACGAUAUUAAGGGCUGUCGAUCGGUCGUGGCGCGUUGACCAGUGUUAUGCUUAAACACGCGGCCAGUUGUACGAUGGAUAUAGCGAGUUUCGAGAGAUCGAAGCGCUCCCGGGAGACGUGACGUCUUGUCAGUCGGCCUUUUCCCAUUUCCCCUUCUUGGUGAGCUCCCGCAGGGAUGGGUCGUGCAGAGUUAUCGUUCAUGAUAACGUAACAGAGACUAAAACGAGUGUAAUCUCCGGCCGCAACGAAAAUUCUCACCGAUCACGAUUUCGCGUGUAAUUAAAACUGUUCGUGGAAAAAAACCGGGACCCGUAGAAUGAUUCGUUCGGGCCAAUGGGCGGAGGUUUAGGGCGGCACAUGGCUGUUGGGGCGCCGGCUGUGCAGGGGGUGGUUUUCCCGACGCUAGCUCGAACUGACGAAAAUUCAUCAAUCUCUCUGUCCAGUCAUCCUAUUAUACUCUGUGCGUACGUGUCUCUCGAUCGGGAUCGUUUGUGAUCGUGGCCGGUCACGGUUCGAAUAACAAGUUCACAGUGACAGUGGAAAGAGAAGUACUCCGUUAUAUGUCUCGAUUUUCUUGCCGAAGAGGAGGAGCUGGCAAAGCUUUUCGCCUAUCGCGGAUUACGCGUGUAUACCGUGUGCCGCUGACAAUCUUUAUUCCGUGCACGUAAAGAUCCGACUAAAGGACAACAGGGACGAUUUCUGGACAAAUAACCGGCGAUCAUUGCGCUACCGAACUCCCAGAGACAACGUAACGGAUCUGAAGAAAGCGGUGUUCCUUUAACUAAAAACAUAAGAUGCCGCUUCCAAAGCGACUGGUGGAACCGGUGCUGGUCGCACGCGGUACCAUCCCCGAGGAUUUUCCUUUACCCUCGGAAUUAGAAGCUGUUACGAACGGCACUUUGGCUAAUACCAUUAGGCAACUAUCUAGUUUGUCCAGGCAUGCCGAGGAUCUGUUCGGCGAACUUGCAAGGGAGGCACAUGGAUUGAGCGACAGGGCCAAUUCCUUGCAGGCUAGGAUAGAUCGACUGGCUGUGAAGGUCACUCAGCUGGACAGCAGUGUCGAAGGAGUCUCGCUGCAAGAUAUCCAUAUGAGGAAGGCGUUCAAGAGUUCGGUGGUAUUCGACCAGCAGGUUGUCUCCAGGGAUACCAUGCCAACAGCAAUGUUGGAGACCUACCAUCAAUGCGAUACACCACCCCCUCUUGAUAAACUUAACGUUUACAGGGAGGACGGUAAAGAUGGACUAAAAUUCUACACAGAUCCGAAUUACUUCUUCGACCUAUGGAGUCAAGAAAUGCUCAAAGACACCGAGAAGAAGUUACACGAUCGAGGGAAGAAGACCGAGUCUGAAUAUGCCGAACCGUUCAGAGAGCCGCAUAGGCCACGGAACGAGGGUGGCGGAGGAGGCGGUGGCAGACACAAGAAGCGUAUAAGGCAACCGCACAACACGAGAGAAAGGCAAAGACAGUUGGCCGUUGGCCAUGGAGAGUACAUUAUGCCAACGCAGGGUGUCCAAUACAGGGCGCCUCACAAUAUACCGGACGAAUCAUUGCUGGGUAUGGUGAUGACCGAACCACGUCCACCCAGGCCAAACAGCAUCGAACUUAGACGAAGUUAUCCACCGGAGGAACAGCAUCUUUAUAGCCCUCCUUCCUCUGAUCACUACAGUAGGGCAGCGAAUUACGCGGUUCAGGGAUACGAGGACAGUCUGUAUGGAUCGCAUUACGGGCCGGGUCAAGGACAAGCGGGAAGCGAGACCUACCAGAGUCCCGGUGGUCAGAGCACUCCGAGUAGGGGCGGCAGAUCGCGACCCUCGCAACCACCGCCAGCUCCUCCGAGCAACGCUUCUAGCAAUUCAACUCCUACCGUCGCAUCCGCCAACAACACUCCGACACGAGGAAGAUCGAUGAGCACCGGCCGAGACACCCUUCCACCACCGCCUCCACCUCCUGGUGAAACUAUGUCUCCUCCUCCUAUGAACGGUUCUAUACCGUCGCAUUUGUUGAACAGAAGCGGAAGUCGUCCGAAUAGUCCAUUACCGAGUCAUCACUCCACGCCUACUCCACCAAAUCACUCGACACAGAUCGGAACCGAUGAAACUGAUCCUGCUGCUCCUCAAGAUUUGCCACCUCCACCUCCAACCCCAGAUCCCACACCACCAAGACCCAUUUCACCGCCUUGUAAUAUUCCACCUCCUCCUCCACCACCUCCACCACCACCUGUGGCUAAUGGACCAUCGCCCCUUGUACCGUUAACCAACGGCGACAUUGCCAAAAUGAUAGCGACCAAUCCGCCCAAGCUGAAACCCUUGAAGCCAUUGAAGAAUAUGGACGGGCAAUUGAGGAAGCCCGUUAAUCCGAACAUCCCCCUCGUCGAUCCGCGAAACGAUCUACUUAAAGCGAUCAGAGACGGGAUAAAAUUGCGUAAAGUGGAGAAGAUCGAACAGAAGGAAGUGGAACGCGUGAACGCAUUGAACGACGUCGCAUCUAUACUUGCUCGACGCGUCGCCGUUGAGUUUAGUGACAGUGAUUCAGCAUCGGAAAGCGAGUGCGACAGCGAAGGAUGGGGCGAACAGGAAACGAAUCUCGCGUGACCCAAUUCCCUUCCAUCCACCGCCACUGCCUCCUAGAGAAAUGGCUGACGAUUCUGUCGUUUCGUUAAUUCCCAACGAAACCUUCCACCUCUGUUACUCGUCGCACAAUGUUACACGCUUUGCACGAAACUGUUCAAUAGAAUUGUGUUUCAAAUCCUGAGGCAUGCGUUCAAAGAAAAGGGCAUCGAACGUGGAAACGAACAAGGAAUCAAGGAAUUUCGUUGUUCCAUUAUUUAUGUUAAUAUUUAUGUUGAUACACGGAAGUCUGUGUUAAUACAGAACGCGUUAUCGAUAAGUAGUACCAUUAAAGAUACAAAUGUAAUAUUUUAACGAUGAUUAUUAUUUUAUUACGCAUCAUUUAAUCGCCUUUCACAGGGUUAUUUUCAUUUUUGUUAAGAUACAAAGUAUAUUUAAGAAUUUUCUUUUUGUUUUCUCUCUUUGUUUUUCUUUUGUACAAAUUAAACGAAGAAUUUCUAUUAAGAUUUUUAUCACAGGCUCAAUUCGAUAGCGUGUAUUUAAUUGAAGAGUAUGAUAAUAAUAAUUAGCGUUUCAUAAGACGAUUCUAAGAAUCGUCAGCCAGAUGUAUUUUUAUUUAUUGAGGUUCUUGCGAUCCGAUUGAGAAUGGUAGGCUGAAAUAUAGGAAGGGGAUCCUUAUAAAAAAAAUUUAUUCAACUCUAGAAUCUUUUUUAAAGAACAUGCGUACUCUUUUCUUUUUAUAUAAGGGAGACACUUCCAAAUUAUUUCAUUGUUAGAAAUGAAAUAAUGAAAGUUUACGGUAUAUAUUUAAUUACAUUUAUCUUUCUUCGAAUCUCCGAUCUUGAAAUAAAUUUCAACGAAGGUAAAGAGAAACGUAAAGUGAUAAUAAAUACAAUGAUAAGAAAAAGGUACGCACAGUUAGGCGUCGAUUAUCUGUCGUCUGCUCGAUGUCGAUUGUAGGGGAAAGCAUUUCCUUCUCGACACAUUCCAUGAUAAUACUAAUACUAAUACCCUGUAAUAAAACAAACUAACUUUCUGUUUUUUGGACACUCGAUCGUCCACGUUACGAGGAUGUAAUAUGUAAUACGUCUGUUUAGGUAAAGAAACAUGCGAGUGCUCUGUGUAUAUACACACGCAUAUUAUGGACGUGAAAUUAAAAAUGAAAGGAAACCAAACUGCAGAGUUAAUAUUUUUCUGUUCUCCUUCUCGCGCUGUAUAAGUCUGUAAAAAUACCUGUACCUUUGAAUGUUUUUGUAAUGCUCGACGAAUAGCAUGUGUUUGCGUUCAGUCACGACGACACGAGUUUUCCAAAUCCAUUUUCUACGUUUCCAAAUGAUCUUCCCGUGUCGACAAGGAGGGACAUCGCGAUGAACCGAAGUUCGUUUUCUUGGCUAGGCGUUCAUUACCAAAAUACUCCAUUACUUGUAAGGACGAUGUGUAUAAUUACCGAAACGAGUGAGAGGAUUCAUAUUUUUUAGCAUUUAGAGGGAGAAAACUAUCUAGCGAGAUAAUUACUAACUGUUGCAAUGAGGAUUAAGGUUGCCAAUGUUAAGCGUAACAGAAAAUGAUUGUGAUUUAUUUUGCAUCGAUGUUGGUGAAAUACGAUGAUCACUAUUGAUAAAAUAUGUAUAGCAUAUACGUAUACAUGUAGAGUAUUACGUGUAUAAUUGAUGGUACAAGCGAAAUAAUGAAUCAGUUUAAUUUUAAUUAGUGUAGUACAUGGCAAUAUGGAUUAUUGGAUGUAUCAAGGAUUAAUUUCUUAUUUUAAUCCUUCUUUUUCUAAUCUCUUAUUAUUAUUAUUGAAAUUUUUAUAGUAUACAGAACUCUUGUUUUCUUUGUUUUUUAAUAAUUUAUUUUUAAUUCACUGAUAAAAGAAUUAUUUAAUUGAUUAUUGAAAAUGCUAUAUUUUAUAUUUUCACUUACAACCCUUGUACCAUCAACUAUACAAUACUCCAUAUAUAUGCGUAUACAUGAACUUUAUAUAUACAUAUAUAUAUAUAUAUUGCUCGUUAAGAUUAUUGUAUAAUCUUGCGUGUUAAUUGCGACAUUAAAAAUGUUCAGAAAAAUCUGUUUCUUACUGCAUUCUUUUCUGAACAUUAGCUAGGACCUUUCCAAUAACGAGUACAUAAACUUUUUAUCGGAUGGUCCAUUGAAUUAGCCUUUUCUUUUUCUUUUAUCGAAUAACGUUCGAUUGAUUCGAACAGCGCGAAAAGAAGAAAGAAAUAAUUUAUAUUUAAAAUAAUUUUCGCUGUUCGUCGCGAAGCAGCGUUUUAUCCUUGUAUAAAAAAAAAAGAAGAAAUUAUGAAUUAAGAAGAGGAGGGGUGAGGCUGGAUCGCUUCAGUUUGUAGCUAAUACGGAUUCAUCAGCAACGACACGUGUACAUUCACAUGAUUUUAAAGAUUAUAUAGUCAGAUACGGUAAUUAUAUAAUGUAAUAUGUAACGAAACAAUUGAUCAGUCUCUCGUCUGUACUAUGUUUAUACAUAUAUACAUAAUAUAAAUAUGGAUAAUAUAAUUCGCAAGGUAUAAAACUCGUUAGAUGGUAAGACGACUAGAUUUAGGGGUAAAAUAUACAUUCUAGAUAACUUCGCCAACUACGACACAGUAUUUAUGGAGAAUUUUGUAAAACGACACGAAACGACGAGAUGAAAGAAAAAUGAAAUCGUUUCGUUCGUAUGCUUGAAUAUCGUGCAACUUUGUAUGAAUGUAUAUUAUUAUUAUUAUCGUCGACCGUGCUUUGCAAAACGAUGUAAAGCUGUUGUACCUAAACACGGUUAUUCCAAAGCUUAAUUAAGGAACUGUUUUACGUCUCCGCUAGGAUAUGUGAAAGGAGAGACCGGGAUUUUUUUGUUUUUUUAUUAUUAUUAUUAUUAUUAUUAUUACGAACCUCAUACUCGCUCACCGAUCUUUGAAUUUUCUAAACGCAGGUGAAAAUUAAUUGUAAGCCGUUCGGCUGUCGAUAAACUAUAGAUAACGAAUUUCCAUUAACGAUAAAUAAGAAGCAAACAGUACGUACUUCGAGUUAAUUGCAAUAAAAGAGCGAUAUCAUUCGUGUACGAUAAAACCGAGACGUGAGAAGAAGAAAGGAAAAAAGAAAAGACGCAAGCGUAAUACCCAUACGAUGAUUACAAAUGUACGACGGUAUUAUUAACGAUAAUAAAUUUGUAGCAAAUCUGUACAGAGUCAAAUAAAUCAAAAACUUUCAUAAAUCAUCGAA